AAGAGUAACAGGGUUGUGGCAGUGAAGGCAUUGGAAGCUUUAGUGUCCAGCUCGGAAGACUCGAAACAAGUCCUUACAGCCCUAAGGUGUUUGAUGAGACUGAAACUGACACUGAUGGAAGCCUCUCCUGAGAAUAAGGAUGAUGUUGAGACGCUUCUAUCAUAUUUGAAAACUGCUGUGUCAAAGGUUACGGCAAUGUCAAAGGAUUCCAGUUGUGAUCAUCAGCUGGUAGCGCAGGAAGCCACUUGGUUUAUGAAAAUAGCUUGGAAUUUGGCAUUGCAAAGUACAGAGAUGAAUCAUCUAGUUAACAGUUUCUUCACACUCUGCUGUAAG
This is a messenger RNA of Anneissia japonica, 333 nucleotides long. RefSeq names its product testis-expressed protein 11-like. Gene Ontology annotation, cellular component: central element. The transcript is spliced from 5 exons. The record is from RefSeq and is a predicted model, not a curated record. Gene Ontology annotation, biological process: synaptonemal complex assembly; reciprocal meiotic recombination; male meiosis chromosome segregation. The annotation marks the transcript as partial. Lineage: Eukaryota; Metazoa; Echinodermata; Crinoidea; Comatulida; Comatulidae.